AUGAAGUUUCUCAUCUCUGCCUCAACGGCCGCACUAGCGGGCCUUUUGUCACUAACGCAUGUUGCACUUGGAGAAGACUAUUUUAAAUGUAGUCAUGACCAAUUAUUUCACAUGAGUUUCCUAGAAUACAAAGCUGAAGAUUACGAUCUGAAGAAUGCGAAAGCUGGCGAUCCUACAAAUGCUCAGGGCCAAUUUUACAAGACAGUUCGAGUAACGCGGAUGCCAGAAAGAGACUUCUUCGUAAAAUACCUAAUUCAAUUCAUUGAUGAAACUUCAACCUACCGCGUCUAUGAGAAAAUUAAUAAGAAUUGGAAACAAUGCGCUUACGUAAAAGAUACGAGUCGCACUCCAUGGAGAAAGUGA
Molecule: messenger RNA, 363 nt
Organism: Blumeria graminis f. sp. triticale
Lineage: Eukaryota; Fungi; Ascomycota; Leotiomycetes; Helotiales; Erysiphaceae
Source: the annotation of a GenBank genome assembly